AUGGCUUCAACUCCUUCAAGUAUUUAUGCUGAGGAAAAGCAAAGUGAGUCAAGUAAGUAACGACAAUUAACGAUUAUUGAAAGUGCUGAAUAUUUGUAAUUGUGCUAUUUAUUUAAAAUGGGUUUUAAAUUAAUGGUUUUAUAUGCCCCUGUAUAUUAAUAUUUUAAUAUAAGAAUAGACGAAUAGUUCCAUGAUUUACGUAUAUUUAUUAUAUAAUGAAUAUUGAAUAGUACACAAUUUAUGAUCAUGUUUAUCAAUAUUAAUGAAUGAAUAUUCAAUAACUCAUUAAUUCCAGUCUUAUAAAUGAAUAAUGACAGCCUUGUGAUUCAAGUUUGUGUUGGACUGUAUUUAUUACUCUUUCAUAUUAAUAAUAAUGAUAUGCCAUAUGACACUAUAUUACAAUUGCCAGGCGAACACUUGCAAAAUAUUAACAUACAAUAUUAUUAUUGCGAAGUUUUACAGUGUAUAAUUAAACUAUUGUUAUGAAGUUGUGGCACUGGCAACAUUUCUUUUAAUAUACUGCUUUUAUAGUUUGUGUCUCUUGUGAGAAUGAAUAUUCAGGAAGUCAUUGUUGUUAUUCCUGCACAAAACCCUGCCACAGCUUCGAGCCGUGUAGCAUUCCAGGGCCAGAGGAGGGUUAUGGGGCUAUGGUACUGUGUUCCAAAUGCCAAGGUAUUUAUUGUAAAUCAGUUUUUUACAUAGUAUUACAUCAGUUUAAUUACUGUUGCUGAUUGGCCCAAUUGUAAUUGUCAAAAAAUAUUCAUUUCAAUUAAGGUGAAAAAACAGCUACGAAAAGGCAAACUGGUAUUGCAAAUUUUUUCCAAAAAGUUGAAUCAAACCCCAAGAGAUCUCUGUCACCUUCAUUAGCACCUGGUGUAACUGGGAAAAAGUUACGAACAAAACUUGAUUUGCAGCCACCAUCGAAGUUGCCUUGUGUUUGUAUGACUUGUUUCAAGUACGUUAUUUGAUCAAAGUUUCAAAAAUCAUCCUCUAAGAUAGUAUUAACUCUUUUCUGCUCGCAACUCGAUUAACAUAUCAGACCAUAUCAUUCUGUAAUAUUUACCGAAUAAGUGAUGUGUCUGAGUGAAUGAGUGAUGCUUUCACAGAAGGGAUGCCAAUUUUAGAAACAAUUUUAAAAAUGUCUAUACAAUUAUUGACAAAGGGAUUUGGUAGCAACCCACAAUUGUUGUUUAUAUACAAUUAGAUGAAACAGGAUUUUUAUAUGAAUUGUGAAUUCAAAGUACAUUUUUAGUACAACUCUUUAACCCUUUUAGUGGCAUUGUGCAUUGCAUUCAUAUGACAGUUUUUUAAUCUGUAUAAUGUCAGACGAUUUUACUUUUGCAAGAAAAUUGCUUGCACCAAUGAUUUAAAGAAAUAUCACAUCAAUAAAUGUUAGGGUUUUGUAUAAUCAGAUGUAAAAAUUUGAAUAUAUUGAUUUUCCAAAAAAAAUCAGAACUGCAAACAACUGCCUGCAGCUUUGUUUCCAUGAACCUUUCAAUUCCCUCAAGUCUACCUCAACUUGCUUUCAUGUUUUUAGCAAUAUUAAACCAAACUUCUUUUUCAGUGCUGAUAAAUCCAUGUCCCCUUAUAACUAUUAUCUUUGUCGAAGUGAUAAGCAAACAAAAGAAAGGCAUCUUUCAAAAGCACAUAGUGGGAUAAAAACACAUCUUGUCCAAUUUGUUGAUGCUACUGCUCCACUUGCUUCAGAAGCCUUAAAUGCUUACAAAAGUAUUUGCCUGAAAAAAUUGGAAAUCACAAAGGAAACAAUUAAUUCCAGUCAAAGUGAAGAUGGUCUUUUGUCACCAACUCAUCAAAGCUUAGACAAAACAUUGUCAAUUGGCCAUAGUAACCUAGAAGAAAAGAUGGAUGUGGUAGUUUCUAUAUUGAAAGAUUUAUCCACCAAAAUUGACCAGCAAAAAGUUCCUUCGGCUACAAGUACUGCAUCUGAUAUGUCAAUUCUGGUUAAUGAACUCACCACAGAUAAAUAUAUGCAAAGCAGCAUUUCUUGUGUGAACUGGAGUAAGAUAGAGAAUAUAAUCCAAUUGACUGAAAAAAUCAAGAGUGUCAGAUUCUUUGCCGGUGCGGAAAGUUUCCAGAAAGGAUGUGUCAGGUGUCAACUGUGUUUUGAAUACCUUUCCUCACGAGACAACCAUUUGAAAAGACACGAUCCGAUUAGAAUUGAAGAGGAUGGGCAUUCUGUUGCAUCACAUAUAAAGAAGUAAAGUUAUAUUACACAUGAUUGUAUUAUAUAGGCCUACUGCAAAUUGUAUAUAUUUUUAUUAUGCUGGAUAAUACAACUAUCAUAAUUAUAAUAUCAAUUCAGUUUCUAACUUUUUAAUUAUCAAAGUGUCAUAUAAACUUCCAGUUUUGUGAAUUAAUAUUAAUUUCAUCAAUGGUUAUAUGAAUCAAGUGUUGGGUUUAUGGGUAUAUAUCAUUGAUUUAAUUAAUAUUUUAAUUGGUCAUGGUCAACGGUUCAAAUAUCUUUUUGCAGAUAUGGUAAUAAUAUAUCUAGUGGUUUAUUCCUUGAAAGUGCCGAAGAUGUUGGUAAGAUUAUCGAAGGCAAAAAUGACUGUUGGUACCGCUUGAAGAAUCGGAUAAAGAACCACCUACACUGCACUGGUGACAAUGCAAAAACGCACCUUGAAGCCCUUAAGGUAAGAUUACAUAAACUUUAAAGUAGCUACUGUAUAUUAAGGAAAGUUUUUUUUAAAAAAAUGAAAUUAGUUAAAUUAAGAUGAGGAAAUUGAUAAUUACUACUGUCGUCGAUAAAUAUACAUACUGAUGGUGGUUUUCCCCCGCUUUUCUUAGAGAUUUGUAAGCAAAUUUCAGUUGUACCUUCAGUGAUAGUUGUUAAUUUUAUUAUAAGGCAGAGCACUCAAAUAACAAAUUGGCCAAAAGGGGUUCAAACGUAUCAAAGAAUUUAGUGAGAGUGGCGCUGUCUGUUGUUGAGUCCAAGUCUGCUGCAAUCCACUUUGAAACGCAAGUGGCAGCUCACAUUGCGACCGGCUCAGAUAUGGGAGAUAUUGGACAUAGCUACAAACAAUUCAACGAGAUUCUCAAAGCAGCUGAAGUAUAUAUCGACAAAGAAAUCGAAAAGUAUCUGCUUACACCUCUCUCAAACACAUUACUACCACCACAUUUCUGUGGGUUGGCAGACAAGUCAACUAUCCAUCGUAUUACUAAUCAAGGAGUAAUUAUUGCUAGCAUGUUGAAUGGCAUAAAGACGGCAAUUCUUGUCCAGGCUCCAGCAGUAUACCACGCAUUUGACAACGGCCAAGAUGAUUCAGGAGGUGUGACUGGUGCCUGUGCCGCAGAAUUAGCCGAGAGCAUGUUUACGACCAUUACAACUGCUUAUCCUGGUAUGAUCAACAUAAUAGGAACUUUCUGGCAGGGGACGGUGUUAGACGGCCAAUAUCAGCCGAAAGGUUUUGCUAAUAAGCUUUGGGAUCUUCUCGAAAAAUCACAAUGCACGUUCACAGAUGUAAUAUGGGAUCCACCUCAUUGGGUGAAUCUAGCCGCAGAAGAUGUACUUGAAGGGAAAAUUGGUCAUUCAAAAGAAUUUUUGAAACGGCUAAUCACUAGAAGCGCAACUAUUCACCAAAUAUUUCAAAGGCGAAAAAAUUUGGCUCAGGCCAAAACUCAAGCAGAGACUAUGAAUUGCAAGCUUCAGUUAACAAGCCGCACCUGUGCAACGCGUUUCGCGACGUCGCAGAUUCAUGAGUUUCGAAAACUUAUCUCUUCAGCUCAUGUGUAUAUGGCAACGUACGAGGAAUUCCAUAAAAAUGAUCCCAAAUUCGAGUUGAAGACGUGGGAGAUCUGUGGACAGGAUUUCGUUGCAGAUAUGUGUGGGUGCGUUGACGUUUUCUUGCCAUUGAUUACCUUUCUUGUUCAGUUACAAGGUCUCAGUGUUCCUAUUUGGAAAGCCUCAGUGUGGGUUCCCAAAGUCACGGCAGACUUAGAUGAAUUGGUGAAACUACGUGUAAAUUUUCCCCCUGCAAGCUGUUUCCAUCUGGCCUCUAAUAUUAGUGAUAUUAAGAAGAAAACCUUUCAUGGGCAAAAAUUAGUAGACGGCUGGUUGAUAGUCGGAAUCGAAGCUAAUUCCUCCGGAGAAGGUCAGAAAUUCUAACAUGGAAGAUGCGACAACUCCAUGACGUCGAACGAGAUCUUCGGAAUCUUGCUAAGGACUUGUCCAUCUCUUUGACAAGUCGUUUCGAGAAAUGCGCAUCGAAUUUGCAAUCUAUACUUGCUUGCAUAGAUAUUCAUUGCAUUGUAAAUCUCUUGGUUGGUGUUCGAAAGGUCAGUGGCUACCCAUCUCUAUUGAAAGAAGAAGAGUUUGUUGAAUUUGGUAGAAAAGAUUUCAAACAAUUUUUCAAGUAUAUUUGCUCCUUACAACACGUGAAGGAGCUAGCUGAGAACCAUUUUACUGAAUUGAAACUAAAGUGUGUCUACAGCGACGAGAUCCUGACUAACUUAAAAAACACUUUGAAGAUUAUCCUGUGGACACCCAACCAUGUCCAUAUACUUUCCCGAUGGCUUAAGUUUAUUACCACGACAAAUAAUGGUCAGGUGUGUUAA
Paramuricea clavata is the source of this 4575-nucleotide messenger RNA. The record is from the annotation of a GenBank genome assembly. Lineage: Eukaryota; Metazoa; Cnidaria; Anthozoa; Malacalcyonacea; Plexauridae.